CCUAUAAUAAGACCUAUAUCAUAAUCUUAUGGGGUUCCAUUUUAUCAGACAGAUCUCAAGUCCCUGAAAAAGAAUAGUUUCUCGAGUUUUACAUCUCCGAUUUCUCUUUAAUUAACAUGUUCAAUAAUCAAGAUUUCAUGGAACUAGGAUGGAGAAACGACGUUGGAUCAUUUGCUGUGAAAGAUCAUGAUAUAGAAGAAAAGGGAAGAAGUGAUGAAGAUCGUCUAAUUCACGGCUUAAAAUGGAGCUACGACAACUACUUUGAUCAUGAUCAAACAGAUAAUCAUCUCCAACUUGUUCCAGAGAUUCAUAAAGUAGAAGAAGAAGUACCUAAGACAGAUUUGUUGGUUGUUGUCCCAGAUGAACAUUCUGAAACUGGUGAUCAUCAUGAUCAUAUUUCAGAUAAUCGAUAUUAUUUGAGAAACAAACAUGAGAAACCAAAACGGCGUCGUAGCCAGGUCUUCAGUGAUGAGGAAUCAGAUGGGUUUACUAGAGAAGUUCCUUCAGUGAUACGAAAAGGUUCCAAGAGAAGAAGAAGCGACGAGCUGUGUAAUAAGAUGCGUACGCUACAGCAACUUGUACCUGAUUGUCACAAGACGGACAAGGUUUCAGUUCUCGAUAAUGCCAUUGAGUAUAUGAAAAGUCUUCAGCUUCAAUUCAAGGUGAUGUCAAUGAUGGGGAUGAAUCCUUAUUUUCCUUCGGCUAUAUUAGACUAUGGAAUAAUGAACAACCACCAGUUGACUGCGAUGGCUGUGGCACGGCAAAAUGUGGCGAAUCAAAUGAUGUCGUCACAGUUGAUUCCGGCGUCAAAUUGGCCAUUACCACCGUUUACUAAUUUUUCAUUCCCACACUCACCUAAUCAACCUCUCUUUCUUACAACACCACCACCAGCUUCUUCUCCUCAAUGCCUUCACGGUUUGGUUCCUUGUUUUCCAAGUUUCCUAGAUUUUUCUUCCCAUGCGAUGAGAAGACUAUGAUAAGUAAGUAGCUCCAGAAAAGUUUAUGUGAAGUAAACGUUGUUAAAAAAAAAAAAAAAUAUGACAAUUUAUGUGAGGCCUUUUUUUUAUUUUUAAUUUUUUUUUAUUUUUUUUUAUUUGAGGCCUUUGUGUCAUACGAUAAGUUCGAAGUUGUAUAAAUUCUUGUAACAUUAUAUUUUUUUUUAUUUAUCUGAUAUUUGUAAAAUAUAUCGAGACAUCCGAUCCUUUGGACGAGCAUUGGACGUAGGAACAAGGGAAAUAAGAGCAUUUCCCUUAUUUUAGUGUC
Messenger RNA from Arabidopsis lyrata subsp. lyrata, 1263 nucleotides. Its product is annotated as transcription factor HFR1. Gene Ontology annotation, molecular function: protein dimerization activity. Bases 117 to 977 code for a protein of 286 amino acids. The transcript has 5 exons. The record is from RefSeq and is a predicted model, not a curated record. NCBI's taxonomy places the organism in Eukaryota, Viridiplantae, Streptophyta, Magnoliopsida, Brassicales, Brassicaceae. Gene Ontology annotation, cellular component: nucleus.